CCCCCGCCAUCCACACGCACCAUGCUCCCCACCGCCGCCCGCCGCUCGCUCGCAGGUCUCAUCCCCCCCAAGAUCGCCACCCCCGGCGCCGUCUCGUCCGGCACCACGUCCGCCAGGACCGCCCAGGUCAUCGACUUUUACUCCAAGCUCCCCAAGGGCCCCAAGCCCGCCAGCGAGAGGGUCGGCGGCAUCAAGGGCCGGUUCUUCCAGGGCAAGAACGCUUCAGGCGCGCCCGUCGUCGCCACGCUUGGUGCCCUCUUCCUCAUCGGCUACACGAUCGACUACAACAUGCACCUCAAGCACCACAAGCACGGCCACCACUAGACGUCUUUGGACCUAGAGAUGCGUGAUAGUAGUUUUUAAAAAUGAACCCAAAAGGAAUGCAGUGUUGUGGAUGUCUC
Cryptococcus deneoformans JEC21 is the source of this 401-nucleotide messenger RNA. RefSeq names its product hydrogen-transporting ATP synthase, putative. The transcript has 4 exons. The coding region runs from base 22 to 324 and encodes 100 amino acids. Gene Ontology annotation, biological process: proton motive force-driven ATP synthesis. NCBI's taxonomy places the organism in Eukaryota, Fungi, Basidiomycota, Tremellomycetes, Tremellales, Cryptococcaceae. The record is from RefSeq and is a predicted model, not a curated record.